This is a messenger RNA of Hippopotamus amphibius kiboko, 13748 nucleotides long. RefSeq names its product ALMS1 centrosome and basal body associated protein (gene ALMS1). NCBI's taxonomy places the organism in Eukaryota, Metazoa, Chordata, Mammalia, Artiodactyla, Hippopotamidae. The record is from RefSeq and is a predicted model, not a curated record. Gene Ontology annotation, cellular component: centriole; centrosome; cytosol. The transcript has 22 exons. Bases 6 to 12920 code for a protein of 4304 amino acids. Gene Ontology annotation, biological process: regulation of centriole replication.
CCAAUAUGGAGCCUGAGGACCUGCCGUGGCCGGGCGAGCUCGAGGAGGAGGAGGAGGCGGAGGAGACGGAGGAGGCGGGGAACUUGGACGAGAACGAGGUGGUGAUGGUGGAGGAGAUGGAAGAAGAGGAGGCGCGGGAGCCGGACGCGGAUUUUAACUACGAGAGCCAGCGUCGGGAGAGUACAGACGACGAGGACGAUGAGGAGGCCAAGGCCUGGCUGCAGGCGCACCCCGGCGGGACUUUGCCUCCGGCAUCGCUUCCGAGGCACCGCUACUUGGAGGGCGAGCUGACCAGUCCGGGGAAGGUUGUUCCAUUGACUUGUCCUGUAUGGCAACAGCCAUUAUAUCAAAACAAUAAUGGAACACAGAUUUCUGAUACUGAUGUGGUCUCUUUGGAAAAAACACCUCAGUGGGAUUCUGGGGAUGAUCAGAGAACAGAAUCUUGGCAUUGUCUUCCUCAAGAAAUGGACUCUUCCCACACCUUGGAUACAACCCAGACCAGGUUUAAUGUGAGAGAGAAAGGGACUGAAGUGACAGACUUCCCUUCUCUGGAGGAAGGUAUAUUGACCCAAUCAGAAAAUCAAGUAAAGGAGCCUAACAGAGAUCUCUUAUGUUCUCCAUUGCUAGUCAUACAAGACAAUUUUGCUUCUCCUGAUUUGCCUUUGCUGACAUGUUUGACAAAAGAUCAAGUGUUUGAACCUGAUUCCUUACUUCACCAAAGUGAACUAGAGUUUGCACCUCUGAGGGGAGUUCCUGGUAAGUCUGAAGACACUGAAUGGUUUUCUCGACCGUCGGAAGCUAGUGAAGCUUUAUUCCAGGCAGCCUCAGAAGUAGCUUCAGACUUAGUUAACAGUUGCUUUAGUGUAUCUCAGCACCCACUCAUAGGCAGUACAGCUAUUGAGUCUCAGCGCUCUUUGUUAACUCCUGAACAAGGGACUAAAGAAGAGACUGUCUCAUCUGAUACACUUGAUGAUCUGAAAACCUCCAAAGACUCUGAUAGUUAUGAUGCUCUUUACUCAUAUAUGUCGUGGAAGACACGAGAAGUUAUACAGGAGCCAGAAACCAAUGUAGCUGAUGAGGAUCAAGUUUCUUUUUCAACUGCAUCUGAUACAAGCGAUGAAUACAUAAUUCCUAAAGGAAAUGACAAUUUUGAUGCUUCUAGUUCUUAUGUGCAGUAUGGAAAACAGGGAACUUUACAACAGUCAGGAAAAUAUCUAAUCAGUAAGGACCAUGAUUCUUAUUCUGAUUCAUCUGACACAAUUGAUAAAAAUGAAAUUCCUAAAGGAAGUGACAAUUUUAGUGUCCCUUUUCCAAAUAUGCCCUGGAGCAAGCAGGGAGCUUCACACCAUCCAGAAAUAUGUCUAGUCAGUAAGGACUGUGUUUCUUUUACACGUAAAGUUGCUCCUCAUUUUAAUAGUAAAAUGCCACAUUCUUUUUUGCAUUGUUUGUUGGAAAGAGGAGGAAUAGAGGUUCCCUUGACAUCUGAUAGUCAUUAUUUUGAGAAUAUUUAUUUAAGGGCUCCUGCUGAGAAUGAGAUGAAUCAAAAGAUGGAUUCUUUGGGGGGUUAUAAAAGAAAUGAAGAGGAUCUGGGGAAAGAAUUAUCUCAAUGUUUUGAACUAAAGGAGAAUAGAUAUACUGUAGUACUUUCAGAGGUGCGUCCCAGAUCUUUGGAAAUACAAUAUAUUGAGAAUGUUGUAGUUCCUGAUAAUUCUGUAGAAGUUUCAGAAGCACAUAUACUCUCCAGGGGGCAUGAUACCUCUAAGAUGGAUGUUUCUGGUGGUCCUCUUCAGACUCUUAAAUCCAACUUGGAUGAGACAUCAGAACAACUGUGUUUUCAAGAAGAAAGAAACCAAAAGGCAACUUCUGCUUUUGGUGGGAGAAAUGUUGAUGCUACUGAAAAUGUAGCCUUUCAGGCAGUUAUUGCUUCUAUUGAACCUUCUGAGAAAGAGAGUACAGUAAAUGAAAUCCACACUGACAUCAAUAAAUCUUUAACAAAUGAUAGCCAAGAAAGUGAAUCAAAAAAUCCAGAUCUUUCCUUAUUAAAUUAUGAUGAAAACUUUUUCUUUGAUAAACUUAACCAUCCAAUCUAUCAGUCUACUCCUGGGGUGUUUGAAUCAGCAGCUUCAAAAACAUUGUUGUGUAAAAAAGAUGAUGGUGAUAGCUCCCUGUACUGGCACCCUAGUUUAAAAUCACUCCCCAGUGCUCCUCGGGAAAUAGUCAUUAAGCCACUUUCUCUUAGUCCAGAGCUUAAGUCAUCUUCUUCUUUAUGUGAAAAAUCUCUCAGACAGGCUAUUGGUCUUGGCAAAACACAGUCCGCUUUAUUUCAGUAUGAAAUAGACAAUGAACCAUUUCUUCCCAUUGGGAAGAUACAGUCUGUUUCUGCUCUUGACCUUACAGAGAAGUUAGGAUCUUCAAACAUUAUUUAUCCAAUGAAAGUAUGGACUUCAGAUUCUUUGGUUUUACAAGAUUUAGAGCAGCACACCUUUGAAGAAGUUGCAGAUUCCUCAAACUGUAUUUUGGGUAAGAACGUAAACUCUAGUAACAUCAUUGAAGGUCCAUCUGCAGCUGUAGGAAGCAGCUUUUCAGCAAACUUGGUGGCAUGUGAUGCAAAGUCGCAAGGUGCUUUACCAGUGAUCAGUGAUGCAUCAUUAAUUACAGUUGGCCAAAAGACAUUGCUGAAAGCUGAUAUAGGCCAAGGUGAAAUUCCUCGGCCUAUAGGACCCAAGUCCAGUUUUACUAUACAUACAAUUAUGCAAAAUGACUCCUAUUUUGUAGAGGGCCUGCAGGGGAAGUCUGAAUCUGACAUCUGUUCUCUGGGUGAUGAUACUGAAUGCUGUAGCCUAGAUGAAAAUGCUGUUGUCUGCAGUAAAAGAGUUGCUGAACUACAAAGAGAGAUACGUGACCAAGGUGAUUUGACUGGUGAGUGCAUUGAGCUAGCAGGUUUAGAAAAUAUGCUUGAUGAUCUAGAGAUUUGUGACAGCUCCCUGCACUGGCAAUCUGCUGUACAGCUACCAUCUAAGGAAGAGGGCAGUUUCGAGGAGCCUGUAUGUCCUUCUAAUAUGGAUAUUAAUCAGUCUUUUUCAUCUGUAUUGCCUCCAUUUGUUCCUCAUGAGCCAACUAGAGGGUUGGAGUAUCACUCUUCAGAUCUCAGAAUGUUGAGGGUAUCUCCUGACACUGGGCCAAGCACUCUCAAAUAUUCAGUAGGGGAUACUUCCAAAGGAGGCGUAGCUGAAAUUCCUCAAUCCACCUUGAAACCAGGGAUCACUACCAGUCCUGAAGAUUCAGACACUGUAUCUCAUUUAUCCUUGUCCCCUGAGGACUUUCCUCAGUUGGCUGGAACGUCUCCUCAAGUAAAGAAUAUUGGUCAACAUACUGAUACUCUCACCCAAGAGACAUUAGCAGGCAGUCAUCUAACUGAAGAGACUCUAAAAGCUUCAGCUGUCCCUGGACUAGCUGACCAGAAGACUGGAAUAGCAACAGUGCCCUUUAGUUCCUACUCACAAAGAGGGAAGCCAAAUAUUUUCUAUCCACAGGCCUCUUCAGGUCAUCUGACUGAAGAGGCUCUAAAAGUUGCAGCUAUUCCUGGACUUGGUGACCAGAAGACAGGUAUAUCUGUAGUCCCUCCAAGUUCCUACUCCCUUGGAGAGAAGCACAGUAUUUUCUACCCACAGGCAUUGCCAGACAGUCAUCAAACUGAAGGGGCUCUGAAUGUUUCAGUUCUUCCUAGACUAGCUGAUCAAAAGAUUGGAAAACCAACAGUACCUGCUAGUUCCUACAGAGUUGGAGAGGAGCCUGGUAUUUUCUACCAACAGGCCUUGUCAGGCAGUCAUCUACCUGAAGAGGCUCUGAAAGUUUCAGCUUCUCCCAGACCAGUUGAUCAAAAGACUGGGUUGCCUACUGCAUCCUCUACGUCUUACUUACAUGGAGAGAAGCCUCGUAUUUUCUAUCAACAGACAUUGCCAGACAAUCAUCUAACUGAACAGGCUCAGAAAGUUUCAGCUGUUCCCGCAUGGGCUGAGCAGAAAACUGGGAUUCCUACCAUACCCUCUACUUCCUAUUUACAUAGAGAGAAGCCCAGUAUUGUGUACCAGCAAGAGUUGCCAGAUAGUCAUCUAAUUCAACAGGUUCAGCAAGUUUCAGCUGCUCCUGGAUUGGCUGAGCAGAAGACUGGCAUUCCUACCAUACCCUCUGCUUCCUUUUCACAUAGAGAGAAGCCCACUAUUUUGUACCAGCAAGAGUUGCCAGACAGUCAUCGAAUUCAAGAGGUUCAGCAAGUUUCAGCUGCUCCUGGAUUGGCUGAGCAAAAGACUGGGAUUCCUACUGUACCCUCUAUUUCCUAUUCACAUAGAGAGAAGCCCACUAUUGUGUACCACCAAGAGUUGCCAGAUAGUCAUCUAAUUCAAGAGAUUCAGCAGGUUUCAGCUGUUCCUGGAUUGGCUGAGCAGAAGACUGGGAUUCCUACCAUACCCUCUACUUCUUACUCACAUAGAGAGAAGCCUCAUAUUUUCUACCAGCAAGAGUUGCCAGACAGUCGUCUAGCUGAACAGGCUCAGAAAAUUUCAUCUGUUCCUGGACUGGCUGAGCAUAAGACUGGGAUUCCUACUGUACCCUCUAUUUCCUAUUCACAUAGAGAGAAGCCCACUAUUGUGUACCAGCAAGAGUUACCAGACAGUCAUCUAAUUCAAGAGAUUCAGCAAGUUUCAGCUGUUCCUGGGUUGGCCGAGCAGAAGACAGGGAUUCCUACCAUACCCUCUACUUCUUACUCGCAUAGAGAGAAGCCCAGUAUUUUGUACCAGCAAGAGUUGCCAGAUAGUCAUCUAACUGAACAAGCUCAGAAAGUUUCAGCUGCUCCUGGACCCCCUGAGCAGAAAACUGGGAUUCCUAUAGUUACUUCUGCUUCUUACUCACAUAGAGAGAAGCCCAGUAUUUUUUACCAACAGGAUUUGCCAGAUAGUCAUCUAACUAAAGAGGCUCAGAAGGUUCCAGCUGUUCCUGGACUAGCUCCCCAGAAGAGUGGGAUACCAAUAGCACCCCCUGCUUUCUACUCACAUAGAAGGAAUUCCAGUCUUUUCUAUCAGCAGGAGUUGCCAGACAGUCAUCUAAGUGAUCAGACUCAGAAAAUUGCAGCUAUUCCUGAACCAGUUGACCAGAACACUGGGAUACAGACAGUACCCUCCUCUAGUUCCUACUCACAUAGGGAGAAGCCCAUUAUUUUUUACCAGCAGGAAUUGCCAGAUAGUCUUCUAACUGAAGAGGCUCUAAAAGUUUCAGCUUUUCCCAGAACAGCUGACCAGAACACUGGGAUACCAACAGAGUCCUCUAGGGCCUACUCAUUUGGAGAGAAGCCAGGUGGUCUUUUCUACCAGCAGAUGUUACCAGAUGGUAAUCUAACUGAAGAGGCUCUGAAAGUUUCACCUGCGUCCGGAUCACGUGACCAGAAGAGUGUUAUACUCUCAGUACCUGCUAGUUCCUACUCUCAUAGAGAGAAGCCCAGUAUUUUCUACCCACAGGCCUUGCCUGGCAGUCAUCUAUCUGAAGAGGCUCUGAAAGAUUCAGCUAUUCCUGGACCAGCUCAUCAGAAGACUGGGACAUCAGAACUUUCUGGUUCCUACUCACAUAGAGAGAAAUCCAGUAUUUUCUACCAACAGGAGUUGCCAGAUAGUCAUCUAACUGGAGAGGUUCUGAAAGUUUCAGGUGUUUCUGGAACAAGUGACCAGAAGACUGGGAUACCUAUAGCAACCUCUGCUUCCUACUUACAUAAAGAGAAGCCCAUUAUUUUAUACCAGCAGGCCUUACCAGAUGGAUAUCUUACUGAAGAGGCCCUGAAUGUUUCAGCUGCUCCUGGACCAGAUGACCAGAAGACUGGGAUACCUACAGUAUCAUCUAGUUCCUAUCCUUAUAGAGGGAAGCCCAUCAUUUCUUACCAGCAAGAGUUGCCAGAUCUUACUCAAGUGGCUCUAAAAGUUUUAGAGGUUCCUGGACCAGCUGACCAGAAGAUUGGGAUACCAGCAGUAACCUCUACUUCUUACUCAUAUGGAGAGAAGCCCAUCAUUUCUUACCAGCAAGAGUUGCCAGAUCCUAAUGAAGAUGCUUUAAAACGUUUAGAGGUUCCUGGACAAGCAGACCAGAGCACUGGUAUGCAAAUUGUGCCCCCUGCUUCCUAUUCACAUAGAGAGAGCCCCAUCUUUUCUUACCAGGAGUUACCAGAUGUUACUGAAGAAACUUUGGAAGCUUCAGCCAUUCCUGGACCAGCUGACCAGAAGACUGGGAUACAAACAGUCCCCUCUAGUUCCUACUCAUACAGAGAGAAGGCGGAUGUUUUUUACCAGCAGGAGUUGCCAGAUCUUACUGAAGAAGCUUUAAAAGGUUUUGCUCUUCCUGGAUCAGCUGACCAGAAUGCUGAGAUACCAACAGGAUCUUCUAGUUCUUACUUACAUAAAGAGAAACCCAAGAUUUUACCAGAUGACCAGAACACUGAGUUACCAUCAGCUCCCCGUAGUUCCUACUCACAUAGAGAAAAACCCAAGACUUCAACUGUGAUUGGACCGGAUGACCAGAAGACUCCAUUAAUGACAGGUUUUCCUAAUUCUUAUUCUCAGAGAGUAAAGCCCAGUAUUUUCUUUCAACAUCAGUUGCCAGAUAGACAUCAAAGUGGAGAUAUUCUGAAAAUUUCACCUGUUCCUGAACCAACUGAUGUGAAUUCUCGGAUACCAGUACCUCUUGCUAGUUCCUAUUCACACAGAGAGAAAUCUAAUAUUUUCUACCCACAGGAAUUGCCAGACAAACAUCUAACUGCAGAUUCACUGAAAGUGUCAACAGUUUCUGGACCAGCUGAACAAAAAACUCUGUUACCAGCAGUUCCUCCUAGUUCCUUUUCACAUAGAGAGAAACCAAAUAUAUCCUACCAACAGGAUUUGCCAGAAAGACAUCUAACUGAAGAUAACCUGAAGUUUUCAAGUAGUCUUGGACAAGCUGGUCAGAUUACUGGGUUAUCAGCAGUUCUUCCUGGUACUUAUUCACAUAGUGAGAAGCACAAACUUGUUUCAGACCAUGUCCAAAGGCUAAUAGAUAAUUUGGAUUCUUCUGACGCCAGUGGUAUCUCAAACAAUAUACCUUUAAAUUCUCAGGCUGAUAGUAGAGUUGUAAUACAUAAGCCAGAAUCUUCGGGUUUUGAAGAUGUUGGCUCUGAGGAAAUCCGGGAUACGGAAAACAGUUCCAAAACUCUUAAAGAGAUUCAGACACUUUUAAUGGAAGCAGAAAAUAUAGCGCUGAGACGAUGCAAUUUUCCUGUUCCCCUUGUCCCUUUCAGAGAUGUUAGUGAUAUUUCAUUUAUACAAUCUAAGAAGGUGGUUUGCUUCAAAGAACCCCCGACAACGGAUGAAUCUAACGGUGAUUUGUCUCAGAGACAGCCACUCACAGAAGAAAGCCCAAGCAGCAAGGGCAUACAGAAGGAUAUUAGCACACAGACGAAUCUGAAAUGCCAGAGAGGCAUUGAAAAUUGGGAGUUUAUUAGUUCAACUACAGUUAGAAGUCCUUUGCAGGAAGCAGAAAGCAAAGCCAGAGUGGCAUUAGAUGAAACCCUUAGGCAAUAUAAAGCAGCCAGAUCUGUAAUGAGAUCUGAACCUGAAGGCUAUAGUAGAACCAUUGGGAAUAAGAUUGUUAUUCCUAUGAUGACUAUCAUUAAAAGUGAUUCAAGUAGUGAUGCAAGUUCCUGCUCGUGGGACAGUAAUUCCUUGGAGUCAGUUUCUGAUGUGCUUCUGAACUUCUUUCCAUAUUCUUCACCCAAGACAAGCAUGACAGACAGCAGAGAGGAAGAGGGUGUGUUAGAGAGUGAUGAUGGUGGUGGUAGCAGUGUAGAUUCACUGGCUGCACAUGUGAAAAACCUUCUGAAAUGUGAAUCCUCAUUGAACCAUGCUAAACAAAUACUCAGAAAUGCAGAGGAAGAGGAAUCUCGAGUACGGGCACGAGCCUGGAAUCUGAAGUUUAAUAUGGCUCAUGAGUGUGGCUACUCCAUUUCAGAAUUAAAUGAAGAUGACAGGAGAAAAGUAGAAGAGAUCAAAGCAAAGUUGUUUGGUCAUGGGAGAACAACUGAGGUGUCUAAGGGUUUACAGAGUCCACGGGGAAUAGGAUGCAAGCCAGAAGCUGUAUGUAGUCACAUCAUUAUUGAGAGCCAUGAAAAAGGAUGUUUUAGGACUCUCACAGCUGAACGACCACAAUUGGACAGCCACCCUUGUGUUUUCAGAUCUGCUGAACCCUCAGAAAUGAUCAGAGGACAACGGAGCCCAUCAUCAUGGAGAACCAGGCACAUCAACCUUUCCAAGUCACUGGACCAGAACAACUCCCAUUUCAAAGUUUGGAAUUCCUUGCAGUUACAAAGUCAUUCCCCAUUUCAAAACUUUAUAGAUGAUUUGAAAAUUAGCAAGGGUCUUCAAAUGCCAUUCCGUGAAAAGUUGGACCCUUGGCUGUCAGAAUUAGUAGAACCUGCUUAUAUGCCAUCUGAGGAAAUGGAUUGUCAUUCUUCAUCACAAAUGCUGCCCCCAGAACCCAUGAAAAAGUUUACUACUUCCGUCACUUUCUCAUCUCACCGACAUUCUAAGUGCUUUUCAGAUUCCUCUUUUCUUAAGGUUGGUGUUACUGAAGGUAGCCAGUGUACUGGAGCAUCUGUUGGGGUAGUUAAUUCUCAUUUCACUGAAGAGCAAAAUCCUCCUGGAGAUCUAAAAGAGAAAACCUCUUCCCUUUCAUCAUUUAAAAUCAUUAGUCAGUCACCAGAUAAAGCUGUGACUACCUUAGCAGAAAAUAGUAGACAAAGCCAAAAAUUAUCUGUUGAACAUUCUCACCAAGAGGAAAAACCCUUAGAAAGAUCAGAAUUUAAAGGCAGUCAUUCUAAGCCCAGUACCAGUGUGAAUGAUAGCAAUUUCAAGGAAGUUCAUUUUUCUGAUAACCAUACUGUUAUUAGUAUGGGCAGACCAAGUUCCACACUAGAAGUAAAAGAGAAGAAUAUAACUGUAACUCCAGAUCUUCCUUCGCACAUUUUUCUUAAACAAGAGCUCUUUGAACAAAGCAAAGCCCCACAUGCAGAUCACCAUGUGAGAAAACACCAUUCUCCCCCUCCUCAACAUCAGGAUUACAUAGCUCCAGAUCUUCCUUGUCGUAUUUUUCUUGAAAAACGAGAACUCUUUAAACAAAGCAAGGCCCCACAUGCAGAUCAUCAGUUGAGAGAAAACCACUCUCCCCUUCCUCAAAGUCAGGAUUAUAUAGCCUCAGACCUUCCUUCUUCCAUUUUUCUUGAACAACGUCAGCUCUUUGAACAAAGCAAAGCCCCAGAUGUAGAUCACCAUGUGAGAAAACACCAUUCUCCCCUUCCUCAAGGUCAGGAUUGUAUAGUAGAAAAGAAUAAUGAACAUAAGCCUAAGUUACACAUUUCUGAUAUGGUAAAUGUUGAAGCCAAAUUCAGUGAUGUAGUCUCCCCAUCAGCCCCAAAUCAAUGUACAGUAGGAACAUCUGCAUCUACUCCACCCCCAAAUAGAAAAGCACUUUCUUGUAUUCGUAUAACUCUUUGUCCCAAGACUCCUUCCAAGUUGGAUAGUGGAACCUUAGAUAAAAGAUUUCAUUCAUUGGAUCCUGUCUCUAAAACAAGGAUGAAUAGUGAGUUUAACUCUGACCUACAAACUAUAUCUUCAAGAUCAUUGGAACCAACCUCCAAAUUAUUGACCAGUAAACCUGUAGCACAGGAACAAGAAUCUUUAGAUUUUCUAGGACCUAAAUCUUCACCGGACUUCCAAGUUGUACAAUCUCCUCUUCCAGAUAGUAAUAUUAUUUCUCAGGACUUGAAAACCGUACCUUUUCAGAAUAGCCAGAUAGUAACCUCAAGGCAAACACAAGUGAACAUUUCAGAUUUGGAAGGAUAUUCCAGUCCAGAAGGGACUCCGGUAUCUGCAGAUCGAUCACCAGAGGAAAUUAAGACCCCAUUUUCUCCCUUCCCUGGAAAAUUAUCAUCUGAUGCAGUCACUCAGAUAACAACAGAAAGUCCAGGAAAAGCCAUGUUUUCGUCUGAGAUUUUUGUUAAUGCUGAAGAUCGUGGACGUGAUAUUCCAGAGCUCAGUACACACAAGUUGGGCAAAGCUCCUGUCAAGUUUGCUUCAUCAUCUUCAGUCCAACAGAUUACUGUUCCUCAUGGCACAGAUGGCCAGCCUUUACUGUUGCCAUAUAAGCCUUCUGGCAGUACGAAGAUGUACUAUGUUCCACAGUUAAGACAAAUUCCUUCAUCUCUGGAUUCCAAAUCAGACACCACCAUUGAGAGCUCACACUCAGGAUCCAAUGACGCCAUUGCUCCAGACUUCCCAGCUCAGGUGCUAGGCACAAGGAAUGAUGACCUGGCAGACACUGUUAAUAUUAAACAUAAAGAGGGGAUCUACAGCAAAAGAGCGGUAACGAAGGCAUCCUUGUCAACGGGGAAAAAACCGUCUCAGAAAGAUAAUGCAGAUGCUCAAGUUCAAGUUCUCAUCACUGGGGAUGAAGACCUCUCAGACAAAAAACAGAAAAAGGAGAUCUACAGUAAAAGGGUAGUGACUGAGGCUGCUCAAUCUGAAGAAAAAGAAUCCUUGCGGAAAGACACUGCAGAUUCCAGUGCCUUUGCUGCUUCAGUGCACUCAACUCAACUACAAGACACAAAGAUUGAUAGUCUACCAGACACUAAAAUCAUUAAACAGAAAGAGGGGAUCCAUAGUAAGAGCACAGUUCCUAAGGAAGCCUGGCCAGAAGAGAAGAAAUCCUUGCAGAUAGAUAUUGCAGAGUCCAGAUGUCAUUCAGAAUUUGAAAAUACUACCCAUUCUGUCUUCAGGUCAGCUAAGUUUUACUUUCAUCAUCCAGUGCACCUACCAAGUGAUCAAGAUUUUUGCCAUGAAUCCUUAGGAAGAAAUGUUUUCAUGAGACAUUCUUGGAAAGACAUCUUUCAGCAUCAUCCAGACAAACAAAGAGAACACACUUGUCUUCCUUCCCCUUAUCAAAAUGUGGAAAAGACGAAGUCAGAUUAUACCAGAAUAGAGAGCCUCAGUAUCAAUGUAAACUUGGAAAACAAAGAGGCGAAGCAUGCUACUAAAAGUCAGGCUAGAGAUUUUCCAAAAUAUGACAAACAAGUUAAUGAUCUAAAAAUGGAUCAUAAGGCCACCCCAGGGCUAAAAACUCAGCACACUGUGAGUUUGAAUGAACUCUGGAACAGGUAUCAGGAGCGACAAAGGCAACAGAAACCUCCUGAGUUCAGUGUCAAGAAGGAACUUUCCUUGGUGGAGCGACUUGAUCGUUUGGCUAAACUUCUUCAGCAUCCCAUCACACAUUCUCUGCAACCCUCAGAAAGUACACAGGAUGAUAGCAGGGGGGAUCAAGAUGUUAAGGACUGGAGAGGUAGACAGCAACAGCAGAAAAACAAGCUUCAAAAAAAGAAACGUUAUAAAAGCCUGGACAAAUGCCAUAAAAACACAGGCGAUCUUAAAAAAAACAAGGCUCUUUCUACUCAUCAAGCUGGGAGGUCCAAUCAGAUUAAAAUUGAACAGAUUAAAUUUGAUAAAUAUAUUCUGAGAAAACAGCCAGGUUUUCAUUAUAUAAAUAACACUUCUUCAGAUUCUAGACAUUCAGAGGAGAGUGAGCUGCUCACAGACACUGCCACCAACAUCCUUUCCACCACCACUUCUCCUGUGGAAUCAGAUAUAUUGACCCAAACAGAUAAGGAAGUGACUUUUCAUGAGAGGAGCAGCUCUAUUUCCACCAUUGAUACUGCCCGAUUGAUCCAUGCUUUUGGCCAUGAAAGAGUUUGUUUGUCACCCAGGCAAAUUAAAUUAUACAGCAGCAUCACCGACCAUCAGAGGAGAUACCUUGAGAAGCGGAGCAAGAAAAACAAGAAAACAUUGAAUACAGGUUAUCCCCAAAUUACUUCAGAGCAUACCAGAAGGAAACACAUCCAGGUGACAGACCAUAUUUCUUCUGACUCUGUUUCAUCUUCUACCAGUAGUUUCUGGAGCUCAAGCUCUACCCUUUGCAACAAACAAAAUGUACAUAUGUUAAAUAAGGGCAUACAAGCAGGUAACUUGGAGAUUGUGAAUGGUGUCAGAAAACACACUCGAGAUGUUGGAGUGACUUUCCCAACUCCAAGUUCCAGCGAGGCUAGAGUAGAAGAGGACAGUGAUGUGACUUCUUGGUCAGAAGAAAAAAUAGAAGAGAAAAGGCUCCUUACCAAUUAUCUUGGGGACAAAAGGUUAAGGAAGAACAAGCAGAGCUGCUGUGAAGGAGUUUCAUGGUUUGUUCCUGUGGAAAAUGUGAAGUCUGGUCCUAAGAAGGAAAACAUGCCCAAGCUUCAUGGCCCUGGUGUCUCCUGGUUUGCACCAAUAACCAACACCAGACCUUGGAGGGAGCCACUGCGGGAACAGAACUGGCAGGGACAGCACAUGGAUAGCCACGGUUCACUAGCAGGCCCAGGCAGAGAUCCACUGAAGCCAUUUGUGAGAGCAACCCUACAGGAAUCACUUCAGCUUCACAGACCUGACUUCAUCUCCCGCUCUGGGGAACGGAUAAAGCGCCUGAAGUUAAUAGUCCAGGAGAGAAAGCUGCAGAACAUGUUACAGAGUGAGCGGGAGGCACUGUUCAACACUGUGCGAGAAUGGCAGGGCUGCCGGGACCCCAUGCACCUGCUCCCUAAGCGAGGCUUCCUGACUGCCGAAAAGAAAAAGCCUAUUGGAAAGAAGGAAAUGAUUCAGAGGUCUAAACGAUGCAUAGACUGUCUCUGGAAGGAUACCCAAAAAACUGGUAGUAGUGGUUGCCUUUGGGAAAAAGAACUGAGUGACUGGGGUACAGAGGUAGGAGAAAGACUAAUUUUUUUACCUUUUAAAUUUUGUGCCAUUGCAUUUGUUAGCAAUUCAUUCAUUCAUUAGAGAUAUGCCUAUAUUGCUCAUGAGACUGCCAGUGGAAUAACUAAGUUAAUGGUUGGUUACCUUUUAGGGAUUCAUUAGAGUUUUCCUUUAAUAAGAACAAUUUUAUAGUUGGCAUACUGCUUGAAAACAAUUUAUCUUAGGUAAUUAAAGCAUUCCUCUUGAAAUCUUGCUUUACUCUCCAUUUAGUAAACUGUUUCCUUAUAGGUAUUUCAAAGUGGUGCUUUAAUCAAGUGGUUCUCAAAGUGUGCUCCAUGGACCUCUGGAAGUUGCUGAGACCCUUUCAGGGGAUUUGCCAGGUCAAAGAAAAUUUCUAAAUGAUACUAGGACAUUAUGUAUCUUUUUAACUGUAUUGACAUUUGUACAGAUGAUGCAAAAGUAAUGAGGGGAGGAGUAAAACUGCCAAUGCCUUAGCACUAUUUGAGACAGUGGCACAAAACUGUGCUAGCCUGGUUGGCAUUUUAUUCUUCCCAGCCACAUGGCAGCGGCAUAAUGGAAGGACACAUGAAGCACUUCUGCUGCAGACCAAGAUACGAUGAUCAGUUCAGGGAAAAGCCUUGGUUUGUGUAGUGAGCUGAACUAGCUGCCUUUUUCAUGGAACAUAGCUUUUACUUGAAAGAAUGACAGAUAAACUAUUCCAAGUUGGGUUUAUGACAGACAUUUUCUUGAAAAUGAGGAAGUGAAUCUGUCACUUCAAGAAAACAGCUGACAGUAUUUAUUGCCAAAGAGAAAAUCUGAGCUUUCAGCAAAGAAUAGAAUUCUAGAAGUCUUGUGUCUACUUCUGUGAGAUGGACUACCUCCCAGUACUUUGACUUUUCUGAUGAGAUCAGC